CUCACAGAGAGACAGCUACAAGCACUGAAAAUUUCCACCUGAUCAUGGAGUUCUUCAAAAACUGCUGCAAGAACAUCAUGAAGACGAGGAAGCAAGAGCAGGAGACCGAAGUGAUCACAGUCAAGAUGCCUCCGAAGGAGACGGCUGCCACAGAACUUACGUCCAAAGAGAGGAGGAUGGUGACCGAAGAUUACCUCCUCUCCAAAAUGCCCCCAGAUGGGAGAGAGGUGCCGUUUGUCCUGCCAACAUUCAAGGCCUCCUACAUUCAGCCCAGAGAUCUCCACUUCCCCAACCGGCAGGCUGGGAUGCAGAGUUCAGCCAGGUCGACAUACGCAGAGCGGAAGGCGGAGCUGCUGGGGGCCUACAACCCUGAGUCCAGCUUUCACCAAGGUCACAUGUCAGCGUUUGUCUCCCCCGGCUUGACCCACCGAGAUGUCCUAAAGAACAGAAAGUCCAGUCCACAAGGCCCAGGUUGGUCCAUAAAGCCGGGCAGCCUGCAGCAGCUCAGCAGCUCCAUGUUUGAUCUCUCUAACCCUCAGAGCCAUAUGCAGCGGUUUGACUCGUCCAGCACCUUCAGCAGCACAUCCACUGUGAUCAGCUCCAUGGAUAGCAGUCUGGACUCGAUCAACAUGUCUGAGGACGAGCAUGAGCUGGGGAAGGUGUGGGUCCGGCUGAUCUAUCGGGAGGAUCUGGAACAGGUGUGGAUCACCCUGGUCCAGUGUUCAAACCUCAACCUUCAUCUCAGCGAGGUGGAACAACAGCAGAUAUGCUUCAAGGCCACCAUCACCGUUCCCAAACCUGUCCAGUUCAGGAGCUCAGUCCGAGAGUACUGCCAGGACGUGUCCUUCAUGGAGACCUUUGUGUUCGCCCUGCGGCUCCAGCAGUUGCAGCGUGGAGCGUUGGUGCUGCAGCUGCAGACGCAACAGCCCAGGAGGCGCACGGUGGCAGAGUGCGUUCUCUCUUUGAGACAGCUCGGCCCGCAGGAGUCCGAGCACUGCCUCCGCCUCAAGCCUCCGUCCAAAUCCUCAGUGAGCCGCUCUGAUCUGCAUGUCAGCACCUGCUUUCAGCCAGUUAACGGACGCAUCCAACUCGAGGUCCACGCUGCCCAGAACCUCCCCCCAUCUUCCUCACCUCUCUCCCACGCCUUUUUCAUCAAAGUGGAGAUGCACCAGUUGGGUCAGGUGGCCAUAAAGAAGAAGACUCGAGCGUUGAAGGCGUCAGGAGGUCGGUGUCAGUGGGACGAGACAUUCCACUUCCCGUUGACGUCCUUAGAGCACGCCUGCUCACUGUCAGUCAAGCUCUACAACCGCAGCUCUCUCAGGAGGAAGCAGUGUCUUGGACAGGUCCAGCUGGGCUUCGACAGCCCCAUCCAGCAGGUCGUGGAGCAGUGGACGGACACAAUGACUCACCCGGAGAAAGUGGUGACAGACUGGUACAGGCUGAGCCCCUGCUGA
Molecule: messenger RNA, 1454 nt
Organism: Nematolebias whitei (Rio pearlfish)
Lineage: Eukaryota; Metazoa; Chordata; Actinopteri; Cyprinodontiformes; Rivulidae
Product: tandem C2 domains nuclear protein
Exons: 12
Coding region: 45-1454 (469 amino acids)
Cellular component (GO): nucleus
Source: RefSeq, a predicted model, not a curated record